CACCUCUACUCAUACCACCUUCACCACUGCCAUCAGCAAAAAGGCAACAACAGAGGCCCAUCUGUAACUGUAAGCCCGCUCGUAAGCACUUCGCAAUAUGGCUUUGGAUUUUGUGGCCACCUACAAGGUGUUGGUGCUCGGUGACUCCAACGUGGGCAAGACGUGCAUCGUGCACAGAUAUUGCGAUGAGAAAUACUACGACACAUACAUCUCCACAAUCGGCAUUGACUUCAAACAGAAGCUCAUCAAUCUGGAUGGUGUGCCCAUAAAGCUGCAAAUCUGGGACACAGCCGGGCAGGAACGUUUUCGCACAUUAACAACAGCCUACUAUCGCGGCGCCAUGGGCAUUUUACUGAUGUACGAUGUCACCAAUCUGGAGAGCUACAACAACUUGUCCUAUUGGUUGCGCAACAUACAGGAGAAUGCCUCGCCAGAUGUGGUCAAAGUGCUGGCUGGCAACAAAUGCGAAUGCUCAACGACACAGCGCAUGGUGGACAAGGACAGAGGCGAAAAGAUUGCCGAAAACUUUGAUAUGCCCUUCUUUGAGGUCUCUUGCAAAUCGAAUAUCAACAUUGAGGACGCAUUUUUAUCGCUGGCUCGCAAGAUACGUGAACAGCGCGAGAGACGAGGCGACAACUUCGACAAUGACGAGAAACAGGACAAGAAAUCGCCCGGCUCGAAUGGCCUGGGCACCUUCAGCCUGGGCAGUUUGUCGGGCGAGAAUCGCUGCACCUGCUAAACUCCCUUUCGGAACGCCGAGACCCCCUUCGAGCCGCUGUAACCUGAACAAGUUGUCCACAAUGUACACUGUACAGCUCUAGCAGCCACAAUUCAUGUAGCCAAGUUUGUGCAUGUUAUUAACAAUAACGCUAAAAAUUAUAAACAAAUUAUAAAAGAAAAAAAAAAA
Drosophila hydei is the source of this 907-nucleotide messenger RNA. It is a transcript of the gene RabX4, whose product is annotated as ras-related protein Rab-8A. The coding region runs from base 98 to 739 and encodes 213 amino acids. NCBI's taxonomy places the organism in Eukaryota, Metazoa, Arthropoda, Insecta, Diptera, Drosophilidae. Gene Ontology annotation, molecular function: GTPase activity; GTP binding. The record is from RefSeq and is a predicted model, not a curated record. The transcript is spliced from 4 exons.